Molecule: messenger RNA, 1708 nt
Organism: Phyllotreta striolata
Lineage: Eukaryota; Metazoa; Arthropoda; Insecta; Coleoptera; Chrysomelidae
Source: the annotation of a GenBank genome assembly
GACCUAUUUGUUCAGUUUCGUACGAUGAAGUGUCGCUCAUGAAUCGCAAUCAACGCGCUCUCUCCGACAGUACCACAAUCUGUGAUCGAACAUUUAUCUACAUCACAAACGCCGGCGUUAAUGCCAUCGCCGAUACUCAGGAAUUACCCAUUGUAAUCCUAUGAUGAAGAUCAUUCUUCUCAUCCUGCUAUCGUUAUGCGCGCUACUUAACGCGGAUCAGCUGAGGUACAAACCGCGCGGGCCGCCGCUGAGGCGGCGAUCGCCGCCGCCGCCCCCGCCCCACCGGCAGUUCGCGAAGAAAUGGCACCAGGCGCCCGUCAAGCCGCUGGGGAUGCUGCAAGGCGCCCAGCCGUUCUCCUACAGGGGCCCGCCGGUGAGGCAGAAGCCCCAGAAGAUCAAUCACAACGUCAACAACGCGCCCGUGUUGAUGGCGAUGCCGCUGCAGCUGCACAACAUGCCGCAACGGCCGCCCACCAGGGGGUUCUGGAAGAACCCGCUCAACGUGCCGGAGGUGGUGUACAAGCCGCAGAGCCCGCCGCAGCCCGUCGAGAAGCAAAAACCUUUCAGAUCGGCUCCCAGUCUUCCACUACCGGAGUACGAUUAUCACAUACAAACCAACCAAAUUCCUCACUCGCACAUCAACCCAAUCAAACAAAUCGGCGAGAAGGGUCCCAUUCACACCAUCCCAGCGCCAAACCUGAGCCUCAAAGACAAACCUCCUGUCAUCAACGAAGUAAGAAGCGAAUAUCCAAAGCACGUGCCUCAGCAAGAAGUCAGUUUCCAAUACGGGAAUAUCGCUCACGAAAUCCGAGGAGACCUCGGCUUCGGGCAGAAAAUCCCGCAAUCCACGCACGUGACGAUCCAGAAAAGCCACGAAUACCAGGUCACCGAGCCGCCGGAGCACAACCAGAAGCUGCUCAGGGCGCAGCAGGAGCACCAGCGGCAGAUACAGCUCCAAAUCCAGAAGCAGAUCGAGCAAAUGCAGAAGCAGAGCGCUCAACAGGACCAACCCCAGCAAAUCGUGCUGACCUCCGAUAUACCAGUAGCCGACCAACAUUCGAACCAAGAGGGCGCGUUGAGCCCCAAAGACCUCUACCAGCUGGUCAGCGCCGCCUACCCCCAACCGCAGCAAACCCAGCAACAGGACCACGUCGAAUUCUUCCAACCGGACGCCGGUUUCGCGGAGCAAUACGCCCCGGAACCGUCCGCAGAGAACCAAGAGAAGCUCGCCUUCCGCCCGGAGUACCAGUCGUUCAACUACGACGAGCAGGCGCACCAGAAGAGCCAGUCCAAGAAGGUCUCGGCCACCUACAACUUCGGCUCGGAGGCCGACGAGGAGGAGCCGGAGCUGGUGCGAAACUACUUCGACAGCCGCAGCGACGUCGGCGACAACCGGAUCGAGCCGGAUGAGAAGAUCGCGGGCGUCUACUACGCGUCGCUGCCCAACCAGGAGGCGGCCGAGCGGCUGGCGCAGCUGCAGACCGCCGGGAAGGUCAACAGCGGGCUGAUGAAGCUGGCGCAGGGCCAGCGCGAGCCCAUCACCAUUCUGAUACCGGACGACGAGGAGGGCGCCGACGAGGCGAAAAUCGAGGAUAAGAAGGACGUGGAUGAGAAAUACGGCGAGUACGACGAGGAGGAGGACAACGCCAAGUCUGAGGAGGGCUCGGAAUUCGGUCAUCGGAUCAGAUCGAAGAAACGGGCCGAAUAG